Molecule: messenger RNA, 1807 nt
Organism: Protopterus annectens (West African lungfish)
Lineage: Eukaryota; Metazoa; Chordata; Ceratodontiformes; Protopteridae
Gene: SKA3
Product: spindle and kinetochore associated complex subunit 3
Exons: 5
Coding region: 274-1089 (271 amino acids)
Biological process (GO): chromosome segregation; mitotic cell cycle
Cellular component (GO): spindle microtubule; outer kinetochore
Source: RefSeq, a predicted model, not a curated record
GCGCGUGUACGUCAUAACAAAGAAACCGGAUCAACACACAGCGAAUAAGAUAAAUAAUUAAUUAUUCCGGAAACAAACGCUAGGUGGUUAGCCCUCCAGAAGUAGCGCCAAAUUUGAACCUUCGUUUUCAAUACAGAUAAUAGCGGAGUGAUCCUUAUUAAUGUAUCAGACUGGUAUUUAUGUUUAGCCUGAUAUUUAGUGAAUAACACAGAAAGCCCUGGAACGUGAGAUUUCAAAUUCAAAAGUGAAACUGUGGAGCAAACAUAUUUUAAAAUGGAAGCAAGAGAUUUCUUCAGCAAACUAAGAUCCUUGGCUAUAACCCUGGACAAAGAGAGCAGGCAGCUUGAACAAGCUCUUAAUAACAAAGAGUGUGAUGAAGUCACUGAUACUGAAGCUCCUUUGAAGGUAUUACAUGACAUGCAGUCAGAAGUAAGGGCUUUAAAGGGUGAAGUACACGCCAAGUUGUCUGAUAUUACAUUGCAGAGAAAUGAAAUGAAUGAAUUUAUUAAAGCUGCUGGCAUACUAAGAAAAAGAGCUGUAGUGGAUAUUGAAAAACUAAAAGCUCAUUUCCAAAGUUACGGGUAUGAGGCACCCAUUUUGAAAAAAGAAAUUAAGUCAUUGCCUGAGGAAGAGACUAAACAGCAAUCUAUCAAGUCUACCAGAUCUGUAGAAGAUAUCUCAAAUCCUGAAUUUGAAAAUGUCAGGUCGUUUUCUUCUCCUUCCAAAAAGCAGACUGCAUCCUGGGAUUCUUCAGGCUCCCCUCGCACUCCUCAGCUUGCUGAUUUUGGUCUUUCACAUUACCAGUUUGCUAAUCCUUGGGAGAAAUUACCAGCUUUACCUGGUCUUUCACAGUUUUCUUAUAGUGGGACACACAAGAACAUGUUGAAGCCUGUGGAAGUGAAACAGACUGUUACAGUACCCAAAACUCCAAAAUGCACAUUAAGACUGGAGGAUGAAGAUUUCACUCCUAAGCUUGAAGAUUUUGGGAUUAGUGAAAAUACCAUGUGCCUAAAUGCUGACUUCACCAUGGAAUUAAUGAAGAAAAACAAUGAAUUGGCCAAAAGGUGUAACAUUUUAACUUCUAACUGAUUUUUCUUUUUUUGAUUUUGAUGCAUAGUUGCGGUGUUAAAUAGUUGUACAGUUGCUGUUUGAAAUAUGUAUGAAGUUAAUGAUGCUUGCUCUUCUCCCUUUCUCUUUAAUUGUGAUCUUCUUUCUAAGCCAUACAUAUUGCUCAGAAUUAUUCAGAAAGGAAGUUAUUUCUUUUUGGUAGGGGGUUUCACUUUUAAAUACGGGUGUAGAAGCCCUGUUAAAAAUUUUGAAUAACUUACCUAUAUGCCUAGUGUUUGGAAGAAGUAUAUUGCUGGCAAAAUGACUUAAAAAACUUUCAUGGUCAGAAGUUAAAGGCAUGUUUUAUCAUAUAUUGACCUUUUAUUCAGCAUUAAUAUCCCUAUAUCAUUCUAGCUGGUUAUUUAUUUUGUAAUUUAAUUUAGCCUAAAAUAGCCUGAUAAUGGCUGCUGUACUGACUUGAUUCCGUGUUUCAGCUGUAAGAUUUGUCUCCCACUGUGUUUUAUUAGCCCUACAAUGUGAGAUUUUGCCUUUCCUUUCCAACAGAUUGUUUUGCCCAUUUAUUGAGAAUGUGAAUGUCUUGGAUUACUGUUUUACACAAGACUUUCAGCAGAGCCUAUGUACAUUAUUUUUAAAUCUGUCACUCCUUUGCUUUAUAGUCUUUACUAUCUUAUAAACAUAUUUACUUAGACCCUUUUCAUUUCCUUUACAGGGAAUUAUUAAAUUGUUUUUUUUUUUUUUU